Messenger RNA from Acanthisitta chloris (rifleman), 2011 nucleotides. RefSeq names its product disintegrin and metalloproteinase domain-containing protein 9-like. Gene Ontology annotation, biological process: proteolysis. The annotation marks the transcript as partial. The record is from RefSeq and is a predicted model, not a curated record. Gene Ontology annotation, molecular function: metalloendopeptidase activity. NCBI's taxonomy places the organism in Eukaryota, Metazoa, Chordata, Aves, Passeriformes, Acanthisittidae. The transcript is spliced from 17 exons. Gene Ontology annotation, cellular component: plasma membrane.
AUGUUAAAGCACAGCCUACUUUUGUUCACUUUUGGACUAACUUUAACUGGAAAACCUUUCUGGAUAAAAGGAACUUUGUUUUUAGGUGUAUCUUCUGAACAGACAUCCAGAAUUUCUAAGUUAGAAAUAAUCACUCCCCGAAGUCUGACAGGCAGAGAGAAGCAUCACCCAUUUAUUCAUGAGGAGCAUUCAGAUGAGAACCUUUCUUACUCAGUUAAGACCAGAAAUGGAACAUACCUCCUAAAACUGAAGAGAAAUAAAAAGCUUCUCAGUGAAGACUUUAUGCUGUACACAUAUGGGGGAAAUGGGAAACUGGAAGCAACACAAUCAAAACAUGAGACACACUGUUAUUAUCAUGGCACUGUAGAAGGAAUUGCUGACUCGACACUUGCUCUCAGCACCUGUGAUGGCCUCAGGGGAAUUCUCUACAUUGGUGGCAAAUGGUAUGGAAUGGAACCACUCAACACAUCCAGCACAUUUGAACAUGUGUUUUAUGCCUUAGAAGACAUGCAGGAUAGUCCCUUCCACUGUGGUGUGCUGAAUGGCAGCCUCCAGCAGGAGAUGUUUGUGAAGCAGUCUGUGGAAUACACCUUUUCAUCAAACAGCACCUCUAGCAGGGACAAGCUUCUGAGGUUUGUGCUGAAGAAUUCUGAUGCUGCUGCAGUGCAAAAGGAAACAGUUGAGCUGAUUAAUUAUGUUGAUGGGAUGUAUAGACCAUUAAACAUCCAGAUUGUUUUGGUUGGAUUAGAGAUCUGGACAGAUGGAAACCACAUACCUGUAAUGAAUGGUUCAGCUGGAGAUGUACUGAGUAGAUUUGUUUCUUGGAGACAGAAAGAUCUUCUGAAAAGAUCAAGAAAUGAUGUUGGCCAUCUCAUAAUAGGGAGAGGCUCUUACAGUGGAUCCAUUGGAAUGGCUUUUGUGGGUACUGUCUGCUCACAGGUCCAGGGAGGCUCAUUCAGCACUUUGAAUCAUGACAAUAUGUUACGUCAUGCUACAGUAGUUGCACACGAACUGGGGCAUAAUCUCGGCAUGAAACAUGAUGAUAAGAGGUGUCCUGCAUCCUACAUAAUGCACAGCACAGACAAUGGAUCCAGGAAUUUCAGCACCUGCAGUGCUGAUGAUUUUGAGACCCUUAUUCUAAAUGGAGGAGGAAUCUGCCUUAGAAAUCCUCCCAAAACAAGUAAUGUGUACAAAGAACCUGUCUGUGGAAAUAAUGUGGUGGAUAACAAUGAAGAAUGUGACUGUGGCAAACCAGAGGAAUGCACCAACCCCUGCUGUGAUGCUGCAACCUGCAAACUCACACCUGGAUCACAAUGUGCCCAAGGACUGUGCUGCAAGAAUUGCAAGUUUAAAGUGGCAGGAGCAGAGUGCAGAGCAAAAAGGGAUUUCUGUGACCUCCCUGAAUACUGCAAUGGGAGCAAUGCCUACUGUCCAGAUGAUGUUUACAUCAUGAAUGGUCACCCAUGCAGCAACAUGAAGGCAUAUUGCUACUAUGGAGUGUGCCAGAGCUUUGACUCCCAGUGUGAAUCUAUAUAUGGGAAAGGGGCACGAAAAGCACCUGAUAUAUGCUUUGAAAAAGCAAAUAUUAAAGGAGACAGGUUUGGAAACUGUGGAAUGAGAGGUGGAGCAUACAAGAAAUGUCCUGUCCAGCACAGUCUGUGUGGCAAGCUCCAAUGCACAUCUGUCAGUCUCCAAAACCUUCCUGCUUGGAGUGUUGUCAACAAUGCAUCUGGGGUUUUGUGUUGGUCUUCUGACUUUGACUUAGGAUCAGAUAUCCCUGAUCCUGCUCAAGUUCAUGAUGGAACAGCCUGUGGAGAAAACAAGGCCUGUGUAGGUUUUGAGUGUGUUGAUGCAAGUUUUCUGGGCUACAGCUGUGAUGUGAAGCAGAAGUGUAAUAACAAUGGGGUGUGUAACAACAAUGGGAACUGCCACUGCAACUCAGGCUGGGCUCCUCCCUUCUGCAACCACUCGGGCUACGGCGGCAGCGUGGACAGUGGUCCAGCUCACAGAG